UGUAAUCGGUGGCCAGAUUAUGGUUCGACAGGAGGUUAGAGCUGCUAACAGAAACUGGCUCCGGUAUAAGGCGAACGGAAAGGAAAAGCGGCGUUAGUUGUGGCUGGGGCGCCGAUCCUUCACUUCAGGGAGGCGUAACGUUUAUUCUCAAGUCCCUGUUCUCUCCACUGGUACGAUGUCUGCGAAAGCCAUAUCGGAGCAGACGGGGAAGAAGUUCUUGUACAACAACAACACAUUAGCUGCCGUACAGAACCGUUUCCGCUACGUUAAUGUAACCCCUGCCACCGACUUGAACCGACUCGCACAAGAGCACCCAUGGCUGCUGACUGAACGGCUGGUGGUGAAGCCGGAUCAGCUGAUUAAACGGCGUGGGAAGCUGGGGCUGGUGGGCAUCAACCUGGACCUUCAGGGAGUCAAGGAAUGGCUUAAAGGUCACCUAAUGAAGGAAAUUACAGUUGGAAGGGCAAAAGGUGUCCUGAAGAACUUCCUGAUUGAGCCAUUUGUUCCACACACACAGGAUGAGGAGUUUUACGUUUGCAUCUACGCCACGCGCGAGGCCGACCACGUACUUUUCUACCACGAAGGCGGAGUGGAGGUGGGUGACGUGGACGCCAAGGCCCAGAGGCUGACCGUCGCCGUGGACGACAAACUGAGCGACACCCAAGUCAAAGAGCAGCUCCUCACACACGUUCCCGAUGACAAGAAAGAUGUCCUGGCCAGUUUUAUUGUGGGGCUCUUCAACCUGUAUGAGGACCUCUACUUCACCUACCUCGAGAUCAACCCUCUUGUCGUCACAAAGGAUGGAGUGUAUGUCCUCGACUUGGCAGGCAAAAUUGACGCUACAGCAGAUUUUAUCUGCAAGGCGAAGUGGGGUGACGUGGAGUUUCCUCCUCCAUUCGGCAGAGAAGCAUACCCAGAGGAAGCCUACAUCGCAGAUCUGGAUGCAAAGAGUGGAGCCAGUCUGAAGUUGACCCUGUUGAACCCUCAAGGCAGGAUCUGGACCAUGGUGGCUGGAGGAGGUGCCUCUGUGGUCUACAGCGACACAAUAUGCGACUUGGGUGGCGUGGAUGAGCUGGCCAAUUACGGCGAGUACUCCGGUGCGCCGAGUGAACAGCAGACUUACGACUAUGCAAAAACCAUCCUGUCUCUGAUGACUCGAGAAAAACAUCCUAAUGGGAAAGUGCUGAUCAUAGGAGGAAGUAUUGCAAACUUCACCAACGUUGCAGCUACAUUCAAGGGCAUCGUCAGGGCCAUUAAAGAUUACCAAGGUCCUCUAAAGGAGCACGAGGUCAGCAUAUUUGUGCGGCGUGGCGGGCCCAACUACCAGGAAGGCCUGAGGGUGAUGGGGGAAGUAGGGAAGACCACAGGUAUUCCUAUUCAUGUGUUUGGAACUGAGACUCACAUGACGGCCAUCGUCGGCAUGGCUCUGGGUCACCGGCCGAUCCCCAACCUGCCUCCAGUCGCCGUCCACACCGCAAACUUUCUCCUCAACGCCAACAACAGCCCCAUGACUCCGGCUUCAUCAAGAACGGCUUCGUUCUCUGAACCCAAAACUACAAAUGACGUCACCCCACCCAAAAAGUCGAAAGCAGGUCUUCCACCAGAAUCUCUUCAUUCUUUACUGUGGCCUCUGAAGAAUGUGGUCACAGAUGGUUGGAAAGAAGCUCAAGCUUCUUCGGUCUGCAGUGGAGCCAAAGCAACCACGCUGUUCAGCAGUCACACCAAGGCCAUCGUCUGGGGCAUGCAGACGCGCGCCGUGCAGGGCAUGCUGGAUUUUGACUAUGUGUGCUCCCGAGACCAACCCUCUGUGGCUGCCAUUGUUUACCCUUUCACUGGAGAUCACAAACAGAAGUUCUACUGGGGCCACAAAGAGAUCCUGGUACCUGUCUACAAGAACAUGGCCGACGCCAUGAAAAAGCAUCCCGAAGUGGACGUCAUGAUCAGCUUCGCUUCCCUGCGUUCAGCUUAUGACAGCACGCUAGAGGCCAUGCAGUACCCACAGGUUCACACCAUCGCCAUCAUAGCUGAGGGCAUCCCAGAAGCUCAGACCAGGAAGCUGAUAAAGAUCGCAGACGAGAAAGGCGUCACCAUCAUCGGUCCUGCCACGGUUGGUGGGAUCAAGCCAGGUUGUUUUAAGAUCGGCAACACGGGCGGCAUGUUGGACAACAUCCUGGCAUCCAAACUGUACCGUCCUGGUAGCGUGGCGUACGUGUCUCGCUCUGGAGGCAUGUCCAACGAGCUGAACAACAUCAUCUCUCGCUCUACAGAUGGCGUUUAUGAAGGCGUAGCCAUCGGAGGAGACAGAUAUCCAGGUACUACUUUCAUGGACCAUGUCCUGCGCUACCAGGACACUCCAGGGAUUAAGAUGAUCGUGGUACUGGGAGAGAUUGGAGGCACAGAUGAGUACAAAAUCUGCCAGGGCAUCAAAGACGAAGUAAUCACUAAACCCGUCGUGUGCUGGUGUAUCGGAACAUGUGCCACCAUGUUUGCUUCAGAGGUUCAGUUCGGCCAUGCAGGAGCUUGUGCCCACCAGGCGUCGGAGACGGCAGUGGCCAAGAACCAGGCUCUGAGGGACGCCGGAGCGUACGUACCGAAGAGCUUCGAUGAGCUGGGCGAUGUGAUCAAGAGCGUUUAUGAUGAUCUGGUGGCCAAGGGCACAAUCGUUCCUGCACAGGAAGUCCCUCCUCCGACUGUACCCAUGGACUACUCCUGGGCUCGGGAGUUGGGCCUGAUCCGUAAGCCUGCCUCCUUCAUGACGAGCAUCUGUGACGAGCGAGGCCAGGAGCUCAUCUACGCCGGCAUGGCCAUCACGGAGGUGUUUAAGGAGGAGAUGGGCAUCGGAGGAGUUCUGGGCCUGCUCUGGUUCCAGCGCAGGCUGCCGCGCUACGCCUGUCAGUUCAUCGAGAUGUGCCUGAUGGUGACAGCUGAUCACGGACCCGCCGUUUCCGGCGCUCACAACACGAUUGUCUGCGCUCGCGCUGGCAAAGACCUCAUCUCCAGCCUCACGUCUGGGCUGCUCACCAUCGGGGAUCGUUUUGGAGGCGCUUUGGAUGCAGCAGCAAAGCAGUUCAGCAAGGCGUUCGACAGCGGCAUGCUGCCCAUGGAGUUCGUCAACAAGAUGAAGAAAGACGGGAAGCUGAUCAUGGGCAUCGGCCACAGGGUCAAAUCAAUCAACAAUCCGGACAUGCGAGUUCAAAUACUGAAGGACUUUGUGAAGCAGCACUUCCCGUCGACCCAGCUGCUAGAUUACGCACUAGAGGUGGAGAAGAUCACUACUUCCAAGAAACCCAACUUGAUCCUGAAUGUCGACGGUUUUAUUGGCGUUUCCUUUGUGGACCUGCUCAGAACCUGUGGAGGCUUCACACGGGAUGAAGCCGACGAAUUUGUGGAAAUCGGUGCUCUGAACGGGAUCUUCGUUCUCGGCCGUAGUAUGGGCUUCAUUGGGCAUUACCUGGACCAGAAGAGGCUGAAGCAGGGUCUGUACCGCCACCCGUGGGACGACAUCUCCUAUGUGCUUCCUGAACACAUGUCCAUGUGAACAUCUCAUCCUGGCGCUCGCUGGCUGGCGUGGCGGAAACGCUAAUGGGUUGGGAGCCAUUAACGUUACGGUUAAUGGUCGCCGCUGGGGGCAGGGGACGUUAAAGUACUCACCAAUUAAGAAUCUGUUUAGACAUUUUCAUUUUACUUUUUAAAAGGAAAAGGGGAGGUGGAUAUUUUUAGAUUUAGUUUAAGUCUAAAAAUAUUUAGAUUUAAAUAUUGGGAUAUUUAACAAAUUUAGACAUGUAACUUAUUCUUUUGUUCUUUUUUGGGAGAAAAAGGUCAAACCAAUGGACUGUAUGAAAAUAAAAAUUAAUAGAUGCAAGUAGAAAAGCAGAGAAAUCUGUUUUUGUGGAGCUGAUUUAAAACAUUGUAUUUCCAACUGGCUGGAAAAUCCGGAUUGUUAAAUUGCACGAACAGCAGCCAAUAUUAAAAUCUGUUCAAGCUCAGCAAUACAGUAAUGCUUUUUGUACUACUUAUGCACAUUAACCAUCAUUCACUGUAAUUAGUUUUUUCUGCGUCAGGCUUUUUUUUUUUUUUUUAAACAAGUGCCGAAUUGAGCUUUUUGGUUUUAUUAAGCGCCGCACCUUAGCAAAUUUUUUUUCUUUUUUUUAAUCUUCUCUGGAUUUGUCACCACUAUCCAAACCAAAGAUAAUUUUGGUGAAAUGUUUUUAUUGAAACAUCUGUUUAUAAAAGUGAAGAAUCAUUAUAAAAUAAGGGAGCUGAACAUUUAAGGAGUUAAAGCCUUUCCUGGAGUAAGAACCACGUUUACAGCCCUGAUCGGUCCAUCAACGGUUGGAUGCUAAUGUGAACCAGACGCUUUAGUUGCGCUGCGGUAUCUGAAGAACUUUGUCACAAAACGGUAACAUGUAGAAAACCAAGUGCUUCAUGAAUGAGCCCUGCAGGAAUGUUCGAGGCGAGGGAAUAUGAAAGCAGUUUGCCUUAUUUGUGGACGACAUGCAGCUGAUUAGUCCCGACCAACCUGUAACAUUCUGUAACGCCUGCUGUGUUCGGUCUUUAUUUUGCUUAUUUUAUUUAACUGUGAAAACUGCUUUGUUUUUGUAAUAUGUUGACACUUAGUGGUAUGAUAAUAAAGAAAUUAUUUUAAACUCUU
This is a messenger RNA of Xiphophorus maculatus (southern platyfish), 4651 nucleotides long. RefSeq names its product ATP-citrate synthase-like (gene aclyb). Gene Ontology annotation, cellular component: cytosol. Gene Ontology annotation, molecular function: ATP citrate synthase activity. Lineage: Eukaryota; Metazoa; Chordata; Actinopteri; Cyprinodontiformes; Poeciliidae. The transcript has 30 exons. The record is from RefSeq and is a predicted model, not a curated record. The coding region runs from base 176 to 3538 and encodes 1120 amino acids. Gene Ontology annotation, biological process: fatty acid biosynthetic process; citrate metabolic process; acetyl-CoA biosynthetic process.